UGCAUCCUUUCAGUUCUAUGCCUGUUUUCCAUCUCAUAGCGUUGCAGCCAUGGCUCUUCCCAAAACUCCGUCUCCCUUUCCUUCCCCUUCCUCCUCUCUCCUCAUGUUUCUCCCCUUCUUAGCUCUCCAAACCCCUCUCUCCUUCUCAGCUGACACCAUCUCUGCCAACUCCCCCAUCUCAGGGGAGCAGCAGCUAACCUCCAAAGGAGGCAACUUUGUUCUGGGCUUCUUCUCUCCAAGUAGCUCCUCCAAAUACUACAUAGGCAUCUGGUACAAAAAAGUCUCACAGCAAACCCCCGUCUGGGUAGCCAACAGAGAAACCCCUGUCUCAGACAAGACCAAAUCCGAGCUCAGGCUCUCUGCCGAUGGAAACUUGGUUCUCCUCAACCAGUCCAAAGCCCAAAUCUGGUCCACUAACGCCAGCAUCUCUGCCAAAUCCACUGUAGCGGUUCUCCGAGACACUGGAAACCUUGUGCUUGCAGAUGGCUCCAACUCCUCCAGGAUCUUGUGGCAGAGCAUCGACCACCCCACCGAUACCUGGCUCCCCGGAGGCAAGCUCGGCCUGAACAAGGUGACUAAACAGAACCAGCGCCUCAUCUCCUGGAGGAGCUCAGCUGACCCAGCUCCUGGGAUCUUCUCCCUUGAGCUCGACCCCAAUGGAAGCAGCCAGUACUUCAUUCAGUGGAAUAAGUCUGUCCAGUACUGGACUAGCGGGACUUGGAAUGGAAAUAUCUUUAGUAAGGUGCCGGAGAUGACGGCGAAUUAUAUCUACGACUUCAAAUACGUUACCGAUAGUGACGAAAGCUACUUCACUUACUCUGUUAAAGAUCCCUCGAUCAUCUCGAGGUUUAUAAUGGACACCUCGGGGCAGAUCAAGCAGUUGACAUGGGUGGAAGAAUCCCAGGAAUGGAUACUGUUCUGGUCCCAGCCGAGGGCGCAGUGCGAAGUGUACUCCCUCUGCGGGCCGUUCGGGAGCUGCAGCGAGAGCAGCGGGACAUUCUGCAAAUGCGUCAAGGGUUUUGUGGCGCGAAACCAGACCGAAUGGGAUUUGCUGGAUCGAACAGGGGGUUGCGUGAGGACGACUCCAUUGCAGUGCAGUAGCAACAGCUCGACGAAUGUCGAGAAAGAUAAGUUUUAUCCGAUGGAUGGUAUGAAGUUGCCAGAUAAUGCUCAGAAUUUAGAUGCUGGGAGUGCUGAAGAUUGUGAAUCAGCCUGUUUGAACAAUUGCUCUUGUACUGCUUACACAUUUAAUGGUGGGUGCUCCGUGUGGCACGGGGAUUUGAUCAAUCUACAGGAGCAAUACAAUGGAACGAAUGGAGGAACUCUUUACCUUCGGCUGGCUGCUUCGGAGCUGCCGGACUCCACGAGCAAGAAGGGAACGGUCGUCGGGGCCGUCGCCGGUGCGGUUGCGGGCUUGGUAGUUUGUGUGGUUAUCGUAUGGGUGCUGAUCUGGAGGCGCCGGAAGACGCGGAUGAUUCGUGCUGCGAAAGCAGUAGGGAGAGUUCUGGUGCCAUUCAGAUACAGCGACCUGCAGCAUUUCACCAAGAACUUCUCGGAGAAAUUGGGAGGAGGAGGUUUCGGUUCGGUGUUCAAGGGGUUCUUGCCAGAUUCGACCGCCAUAGCUGUAAAGAAGCUUGAAGGCCUUCGUCAGGGAGAGAAGCAGUUCCGGUCCGAGGUGAGCACGAUUGGAACGGUGCAGCAUGUGAACCUGGUUCGACUUCUUGGGUUUUGCUCCGAAGGCGCCAAAAGGUUGCUGGUUUAUGAGUUCAUGUUAAAGGGUUCUCUGGAUACCCAGCUGUUCAAGAACAAUUCCAUGGUCUUGGACUGGAACACGAGGUACCGAAUUGCUCUUGGAACUGCUAGAGGAUUGGCUUAUCUCCACGAGAAGUGCAGGGACUGCAUUAUACACUGCGAUAUAAAGCCAGAAAACAUUCUACUGGAUGCAUCCUUUGUUCCAAAAGUGGCAGACUUCGGUCUGGCAAAGCUUGUAGGCCGGGAUUUCAGCCGAGUAUUGACUACGAUGAGAGGAACGAGAGGCUAUCUCGCACCUGAAUGGAUAACUGGGGUAGCCAUCACUGCCAAAGCUGAUGUCUACAGCUACGGGAUGAUGCUUUUGGAAAUUAUAUCUGGCAGGAGAAACUCAGAGCAGACAGAGGAGGGGAAAGCUGCAUUUUUUCCUGCAUUAGCUGCGAACAGUCUCGCGCAAGGGGAUGUCGGAAGCUUGGCAGAUCAUAGAUUGGGCGAUGAUGUGAGCAUUGAAGAGCUUGAAAGAGCUUGCAAAGUUGCUUAUUGGUGCAUUCAGGAUGAUGAAAGUGCCAGGCCAACGAUGGGCCAGGUUGUUCAAAUUUUAGAGGGAUUUCUAGAAAUUAACAUACCUCCUAUUCCAAGAUCACUUAAAGUUCUUGCGGAAAGCCCGGAGAACAUAAAUUUCUUCUCAGACUUGUCAUCGAAUCAAAGUUCCCAGACACGGAGUACCACUUCUAUCGGCUCUCAAGUUAAAAGCACAGCAUCAAGGAGUUCUAAUGUAUGAAGAUGCCCAAGACUUUCCUAGCUCCGCAUACCAUCUAAGUCAUUGUUGCUCUCAAUGAACCUUAAAACCUGUUUCUCCAGCAACUUGUGUUUCUUCUUUGGUGCUUGUAAAUCGUUCUUAAUUUACCUAAUGAAGUAAAAGAAAAGGUGAAGGAUAAGAUGAAGCAGUUGGCAUGGGUGGAAGAAUACCAGACAUGGAUACUGUUCUGGUCCCAGCGGAGAAUGCAAUGCCAAAUUUUACGCUCUCCGUGGGCCGUUGGAGAGCUGCGAUGAGUUCAUCUUGCUAUUAUGCAACUGUAUCAAGGAGUUCAGAAUCAGUGUUGCGACAAUAGCUUUGCCAAUGUGGAGAAAGAUAAGUUCCAGGGAAGUUGAUAGCCGGUCCCCCCCGUUGGUCGGACUCUUUAACUUUCAAUCUCCGUAGGCUCGGACCUUAUAUCCAGUUCAAGUUUCAAUAUUUCUGUAACUCCCAGUCCCUCAUCUCAUAGUACCUCUCCACCUAGUUUUCAAGAAGGCAACGACGAUGGGUUCUCAAGCUCCGCCCCUCUACCUGGUCUUCUUGCCAUUCCUUGUGAGUGGUCAAAAUUUAGAUGUUGAAAGUGUUGUUGAUUGUGCUUAUUUGAAGGUGUAAUAAUUUAGAACUUCACCCAAGAAAAGCUAGCUAAAGGAUAUUAUUUAAGUUCUUUGAUCCUAUAUAGAUAUCCAAAAUCCACUCGGUGCAUAACCAAUGUGAAAAUAAACAUAUGUCUACAUGGGUUCUCAUAUACUUUCUCCAUUUAAGCUCUUCUUGAUGAGAGGAGGGCUAUCUACUUCUCUCAAGCUCAAAAUUAAUAAUGAACCAUCUAAAUUGAAUAUUGACCCUGUUGCUCAUGAUCUAUAUAACUAAAAAUAGUUAGAAAUGACAUGUUUUGGUAGUUUAUAGCGCCUUGAGUGGGUGCAAAAAUGAAUGGUUAAAAUGAUGUAAGACUCUUAUUUUGCUAUGAUUGAAGAAUCAGAAUCAAUGGAUUUUCAAUUUAUAGAUGUUCUAACAUGUGCAGAUCAUGAUAAAUAAGAUGGAUUUCUCAUGCAAAUGGUUUAUCAUAUGCUUUAAUAUACUAGUACAAUAAAAGCCAUCCAUUUUUGUGUCUACAUGAUGCAUAAGUUAGAAAUCAUUAAAAAUAUAUGAUAUUUAGUUUCUACAGAUUUUUUGUAGCAUAGAUAAUAAGUAAUAGUGUGGAUCUUUGAUUUGAAUAUACUGUAGAUAGCUUUUUCUUUUAAGAGAAGCAUAGCUCGUUUUUAUAUAGGGAGAGAGGGAGAAAGCAUUGGGACUAUUACUUAUUUUUUCCCUUUCUUUUUUUCCCCUUAUAGUUGUUAAACUUGACAUAUUAAUGCCGGCCUAUUUGCUAAUAGAUUUAAUUAAGUUUUUUUUUGAGUAAACUAACUAUAUAAACUCUUAAGGUCAAGUACUUUAUGGACAUUCUAAUAAAAAAAAGUGCUUCAUCAACAUGAUAUAUAUAUGCUGCAACUAAUGUAUUUGGUACAAUUAUAAAUUACCUAGGCUGUCAUUUUGAAUCAUUUAGAAACUUCAGUCUACAAUCAUUUAUGUUUCUCAAAAUCUAAUCAAAAUUGAUUAUGUUCUUGCACGUCGAUUGAAUUACUAGCAUCCUAAGAAAACUUAAAUAGUAGUAACCAUAAAAAAAAAUUAUGUCAGAACUUUUGUGAAGCAGUACAGACAAAGUAGCAAGGCAAUGAAAAAAUAAUUUAAUAAGCAAGACUUUUCACAAGGACAGGCGUUAUGGGUGCACAACGAUCUACCGUUCGAUUACCGACAAGGGAGAAACCGACGGCAACUGUCAUCCGCUCGCGGAACUUCCGGAAGAACUAAAAUAAUUUAUAUGUUUGAUCUCAUGCUGGGAUCCCACCACGUUGGGCUCUCAGGCGGUGAAGGAGCGACCUUUCUGGGUUCCUCCUCCCUCUUUCGAGCUAGGGUUAGUUUUUUUUCUUCCCCCCCUCUUCUUGGAGAAUUUCGAUCGGCACGGAAGGGUGAGGGGGAGAAGAGGAUGCCGCACCGGCACUCUAAGAACAAUAACGACGUCCCGUUCUUCACAUACGACGGAAGCUCGGGUACGGGACGCAGUUAGAGCGCCUUGGGAAGGACUCGAUCAAGCCCUUCGACGCCUGCUGCCUCUGCUUGAAGCCCUUCAUCGACCCCCUCUGCUGCCAGAAGGGCCACGUCUUCUGCAAGGAAUGCAUCCUCGCCCAGACGAAGGACAUCAGGAGGUGCCCUAACUCUCACUUGUCUUCUUCUCUCUGAUUCUUGGUGUUCUGACCCCGAUUACUGUUUUUUUUUAUCCUCUUUCGUUGAUCUGUUUUGCGCUUUUCAUCUAAUUGGAGAUUCUAGGGUCAAGAUUGAAUCAUUUGAAAAUUUUGAUGCCGGGUUGUGGUAGGUCUCUGAAAGAGCCCAUGUUCUUUCGGGCCUCGGCCGGCCUCUGGGCCACGGCACGCGCUCGACACGCGUGACAGGGGAGGGAGACUCCCGAUCGGAGUUCAACAUUAAGGGUCUCUUCCCCUCUCCUUGGGCAUCACCUUUGGGAGUUCAACAUUAGAGGCUUGGAUCUCUAAGAUUUCCGUGGGAGGAACAUGGGGAUUUCGCAGCCGAGCCGGCUGGAGGAGCUCGCCGGAGGCAAGGUGAGCUACCUCUCCUUCUUUUUUCCGGUCUUUCGGCCACCGUCCCCCUUGAGGCCAGCCGGCAAUCCGCCGAAUUGAUGUUUAACAGGACCCCCCUGUUUUGCUUCUUAUUCUUCCAUUUAGCCGGCCGACGCCAGGCGUAGUGCGCCGCCGGCACCGCCAUGGGCUGUCAACCACGGGGCGUCACCGACCAUGGGUGGCUGCCCGCUGCCGAACACUUCCCUCCAAUCGGGAAGAAGGAAGAAAGUGAGAGAGAAGGAGAGCCUCUCAGUUCUCUACUCAUUCCUUGUCUUUCUCUCUCCUCUCUCUAGUUUCUCUCUUUCUGCUGGUAAUUUCUCAGUGUAGCUUGAUUUGGAGAGAUCAUUGGUUGUGAGGGCUGUUGGAUAGUCCUGAGUUGCCAUAUGAUGGUGGACCCUUUAGUCGAUUAGUAGUGGGUUCUGGGUUGUUGGACACCUCGGAUAAUUUUUAAUAUUGAUUCAGUUCUGUAGGGAACAAUCCUUCGAACAAGAGGACGUUGAGCAGUAUUCUGCGCACCCUGUCACAAGUUGAAAAUGUGAAACUAUAGCAGUCCCUAUCAUAGGCUGGAAAUGUGAUAUCUUGGCAGGCCUAAUCACAAGUUGGAAAUGUGACCGAGAUUUGGCCCAAAGUCGAAAAGAUAAUUGAUCUCGAUCAAGUUAAAAAGAAAUAAAAUAAAAAAAUAUUGAAAAUACUAAUAAAGAUUUAUGAGAUAUCGUAUGAUAUAUCACACUUGAGUAGCUGGAUUUCUAUUGAUAUUUGAUGUAUAUAUUUAUACUAAUUAUUUAAGCACUAUUGAUAGCUCGUUUGUGAUUUCGUAAUGUGUGCAACGAUUUCUUGCUAUUUUCAAACUUAUAUUAUUGUAUUGGUGUGGAUAUAUGGGAAUUUUUACUGGGCAGUGAAGCUCACCACCCCUUCUUUUUUUUUUGGAGUCGCAAGAUGUAUAGUUUCAGAUGGGUUAGGCAUGGAGUUUGAGUAUCGAAGUUGUUAGUUAGUUUAUUUUUCUUUGAUACCAAUGAAUGUUUGAAGAUCUUUUAACUGAACCAGCUUGAUUAGUUGGAUAUGUUGGAUUUAUUUAUUUGAAAUAAUUGAUUUAUUGUGGAGCUAUCAGAUUUUUGUUUAUCUUAGGCCUUGCAUAAUCUUUAGGGCAUUGCUCUAGGGCUCAUGCGGUCACGUGGUCGACCCAGGUGUUGGAUUUGGGGCAUGAUAUAGUGGUAUCAGAAUUUAAGGUUUAGGUAUUCUAGGGUUUAGGUUCGGAUGAGUGUGAGUGGGAAAAAACAUCUAAUGACUUGUUAAAAUACACUCUGGAUUUCUUUAAGCAAUCUUAAGAUACUGAAAAUAACUCGUGCAGGUUGAUAUGGUGCGAGGGAGUGGAUGUGGGUGUAUUAGGAGGCCGACCCGCUUUGCUGAUGGCUCCAUUGCUUGGACGCCCUCCAAACAGCAACAAGGUGCUCCACUCUCGCCGGCUAGGAGUAUGCAUCCUCAGGAAUACCCCAACCAGCCCGUUAGUAGUGCUCCAAAGAUGGAAACUCCAAGGGCGAAAACUCCAAGGACGGAAACCUUGGGCAAACCAAAAAUUCAGCCUAGAAAACCACUGAGUGCUUCUCAGCUGAUGCAAGCAAUGAUACAACAAGAAGCUGCUUCUCAAUCAAACAUGGUAAGAAUGAUGGAGAUGCAGCAACAACAGCAUUUCAUGAAAUAACAGCAAUGUAGCAGCAAUAAUUUAUUCAAUAGCAGCAAUAAUUUAUGCAACAGCAGUUGCAGCAGCAACAGUUGAUGCAUCAGCAGCAGGUGUUUCCUCAGCAUUAGUAGGAGGCUGUGAUUCGACAGGAACAUUAUGUUAGUUUGACAAAAUUUAAAAAAUUUACACCUUCAGCUUUUAAUUGCACUUCUGACCCUUUAGAGGUUGAGACCUAGUUGAAUGAGAUGGAAAAAGUUUUCAAUGCCCUGAGAUCCCCUGAUGGGGAUAGGGUCACUUUUGCUAUAUUUAUGUUGCUGGGGUAAGCAGAUACUUGGUGGAAUGUGGAAAGUGGAAAGAUGGGACAAAAUGCUACAUCUUUGACUUAGGAAGGAUUUAAGAAGAUUUUUCGUAUGUUUUCUGGAGCAUGAGAUGAUAGGAGUUUCAAGAAUUUACUCGAUUAGAGCAGGGGAACAUGACGGUCGUUGAAUAUGUUGCAAAGUUUGAGGAGCUAUCUAGGUAUGCUCCUGGACAGGUGGAGAAUGAAGGUGAAUGAGCUGAGAAGUUUGAAAAUGGAUUUACACCCUGAAUCAGACAACAGGUAUCCACCUUUGAGUUUUCUUCUUACAAGGAUGUGGUUAAUAAAGCUUUAGUGGUUGAAAGGGGCUUGAAUGACACUCAAGAAGAGAGGAAAAGGAUUAUGAAAAAGAGGAACAAACAAGAUGGUUUUCAAAAUAAGCACGGCAAGAAUACUGAAUCAAUGCCCAAGAAAUGAACUACUGCGGAUAAUAAACAAGUGCUUUAGGGCUCAUGCGGCCAUGUUACGUGGUCGACCUAGGUGUUGGGUUCAGGGCGUGACAGUCUCAUCAACAAGUGAAUUUGAUCUGCCUCAAAUCUGGUAAUUUAGGGCGGAUUAAUUUGAUUGGUGGGUUUGUUUGACCCUUUCUUGUGGCGAUGUUGUAUAUGUUGCUCUACAAAUUGGGAUUUUGGGAAGUCUUUGGUAUACUGUUCGUCUUUGUCUCGUGCUAUGUUUUGCGAUGGAUUAGUUUGGUUGAUGGGUGGGUUUGAUCUCUUUAUUUGCAGUAUUUGUACAGAGAUCUGCCUUUUACAGGACUUAUUGAUCAAUCAGGAUUCAUAUAGCGGAGGCCAAGUAAUUCAGAGAAGGCUUGAUUGUAAUAGCUUUGAAGUCAAUCUCAAUUUGCAAAUUUGGAAAUAGUUCUGGGUGUAAAAUUCAUAUCUGGCAAGAGCAUAAAAUUGCUGGAAAUAUAAAAUAAUAGGGUUUAUAAAUGCAACAAUCGUGUGUUUGCUGAAUCGGGUGUUAUAAAAUAUUCUGUGACUGGGCAGAUAAGCUCACUCCUCAUCCUGCUUCGUAAUUCUUAUUCUUAAUUGGACAUGCUUUCGAUUAUUAUAAAAGUUCUCACUAGUUUGUUCCAAGAAUUGUCUUUUAUUAUUUUUACUUUAUAAAUAACAGAAUACUUGUGACCAACACAAGAAUUUAAAAAGAUAAUAAGCAUGAUGAAGAGAGCAAACUCUGUUUGUGAUCUCAAAAAAAAAAAGAAAAGAAGAAAAUUGCCUGCAAAAUGAAAUUCAUUUCUAGAAUAAAAUAUAAGCAAUUACCAUUUCUGCUUGCUAUGCUUCUUGUGUGCAAACCAAACACAUGAUCGCUUCACCUUAUGCUGAUAGACCAUCUAGACUUGCCAAUAUGGUUUAAAACCUUUCUUAGAUUUUUUUUAUGGGAUAAUUUGACUGUUUCAACUCAUUCAUCUGAACACGUUGGCCUUUGCCUGAACUAAAAUAUUUUGUUUGAACCCGAAAAUGACUUUCUAGUAUCAGAUUGAUUUCAAACCAGUAUUGAUUUGAAUUGUUUUGGAUACCAAGCUUGCUGAAACAGGCACUAUGGAUGAAAAAUCAUGCUUCCUUUGCAUCAGUCUUAGACUUCUUAGAUAUUUCUUUUUUAGUUUUCACGUAAGAAAAGUUUUUACUUUAUGUAAGCUACUUUUCAGUGUGUGGGAAACCUAGAAUAUACUUUCCAUGAAUCUGAAUUCAACCCUUACAUUGAGUAUUUGUUGAAGAAAAAUGGGGCAGUAGUUCGAGUUGCAUUAUUGAAAAUUAAUAAUUUUCAGUACUAGUAAUAUAAACAAGUUUAUGGUGGUGUGCAUGAUCAGAAGAUGUGAAACAAGAAAAGCAUUUGACGAUACGUAAAAAUCAUAAGCAAAGGCUACUCCUUUGAAGGCUUGCAUGAUUUGGAAAAGCGGGAAAACAUUCCAAGAAACCUUACUGAUCUGUAAGAGGAGUUAGAGCAGGAGGUGAUUCAGGUUGUGGGUUUGGGAAAGCAGGCCCCUUAAAAAAUUUUGGAAAAUGAAGUUCUUAUGAAGUGGGUGUGGGAAUGACUUUAGUAAGAGACCUUAAAGUAGAAAUUUCUGGUUACCAAAGGAAAAAAAGGAGUUUUCUUUUCUUGAUCAUACCUCUGGUUGUGUAAAAUGAUACCAUUUGACUUUCCUGACAAGAUUAUCUGUGCUAUUAAAUAUGAUUGGUCAAACCCCCGGGUCAUCCUGAAUAUCCACCACUUAGUUACUUUUGCUGUGUAUGAUCACUUGAACUAGAAAUUUACUGAACGCAUGUCCUUAUUAUUGAUGUAUAUUAUUUUUCUAUUUGCAAUUAUUUUCUAUUUGCUCUAUGGCGGGCUGGCGGUUGGUUUUGUUGACUUCUUUUUUGUGUUUUUUUUUGGGGUAUGCGCGCAUGCGUGUGGUUGAGUCAAAGAGAGGUUACUUACCAAAGUUGGUGGUGAACUUUUCUUUUCUGGAGUGGAAAGGAGUAAGAACCCGCUCUAUAAGGGUGGACGGCAAAGAGAUUUUUAUAAUAUAUGUUAUACAGCACAUUUUAAGGGGUGGAUAUUGGCUUUUAUGGUUUAAUGGCAGUGUUUUGUCCUGUGGAAGGGAUGCGGGCUUUAGUUUUCUAAUGUGCUUAUUGGCUCAUAGGGGGCUUUGUUGCACUAAUGCAAGAAUUUGGAACUCAGCACCACAUUAUUCUGGAUUUUGGUUAAUCAUGGACCUAGUCUCCUCUAAGCUAUAGAGCUCGGAAGUUGGUCCAGUGGAACAUGUGUGACUGUCCUUUUCUUUUCUUUUCCUUUUAAAAUUGCAGUGAUUACUCUGUCUCUGCUCAUGGUCUUUUUAAUUUUGAUCUAGUUAAAUAGGGAGAGGCAACGACGGAGCAUCCUAGAAAUGAUGGGGGAAAUGUGAUGGCCUGCUAUUUUGGUCUAAUGUGCCGGCCCAUUAGCAUCUGCUUGGUCGACCACGAUCGACUGAUCGUGCCGAGCUCGGUGGCUAGGGUUUGUAACCCGAGCAAGCGAGGGGGAGAAAGGGGAAGAGAAAUGGCGCCUCACCGUCGGCAGUGGUUGGCGCGAAGGACCUACGCGGCAGCCUCGAGGACGGGAUCGGCAACGACCUCUCCGGGAUGCGGUGGUCGCAAUCGGAGCCCUAGCUCUGGUGCUCUUUCAGCAUCCCGCGUCCCACAACCUCUGCGGCGGUGCCUGCGAAGCUCAAGACUAUCCGCUCCAUCGGCAUGUUCCCUCCAUCCCCGACUAUGAGUCUGCCUCCGCCGCCCUUAUCCAGGAGCAUUAGGACGCCAUCCUCGCCAAGAUUGAGACCUCCAACGCUAUGUCCUACGACGACCUCCUGGGCUCCUCCCCUGGUACUCUCGCCGGAUGGACUCCGCCAGCCUCUGGCGAUUCAUCGUAUCCUGCCAUAGGGACCUCCCCAUCCUCAGAAAGGAGAUCGCCCAGGCCGUCGCCAGAUCGGUGGACCCUGCCUGGCUUGUGGUCGACGCCGUGGGGGACUUCUUGGACCACCAGACGAGCAGCGGCGACGUCGACCGGUGCUGCGCCUUGGGGAUGCUGCUGUGGCGCUCUUUGAUUUCUAGGGGAGGAAGGUGCUGAAGGUGUCGGAGAGCAUGAGGGAGAAGGCGGCGGCAGUGGCAGAGUCGUGGGAAAAAAAAAAGAGAAACUUGGAGGAAACAAAGAUUGGAAUAGGUGAGAUGGGGAAGGAGGAGCCCGGUAAAAUGGACUCUGAUGCAUCGGUUGAAAUGGUGGACAAGAGAGUUGCCUCAGAAAUUAACUGAGAAGGGGGCGAUGGUGCGGCGGAAGCUGCCGCUGGAGCCCCUAAAAUUCUGUGUUUUUAGGGUGAAGCCAGUUUGGUCCAGCUCCAUAGCUGCUGUGGUUUUGGGGUUUCUGAUGCUGGGAAGGAGAUUGUAUAAGAUGAAGUAUGAGAGCAGAAGCAUUCCACUCAAGGUCAGCAUCGAUGACAAGAAGGCAAACCAUUUCAAGAUCCAUGCUGGACGUAUUAAUGAAGCAUUCUCAGUGGGGAGCCGUGUUCCCAUCUCCACUCCCAGCUGGUGGUGUGAACCCAUGGCCUGUGGCGGGCUUUCAAUGAGUUGAUAAGACCAAAUGAGUGGAAGCAAUGUACUUUGCAAUGGCAGUGGAAAGUAGCAAUGUACUUUUCAGAUACAUUAUUGGCAUAGGAGGUGUGGGUUGGUAGCAUUAUAGCUACGAUUGGAUUGCGAUACAGGUAAGAUCUAUAUACUUGGUUAACAUUAUAUAUAUAUAUAUAUAUAUAUAUAUAUAUAUAUAUAUAUAUAUGUUACUGAUUUGCAUUGCUAGAUUUGCAUCAUGAUUUACAUUGAUAGAUUUGAUUUGGCAUGUGUUGGUAUAUUUUAUAUAAUUUUCAGUACGAAUAUACUUAUAUGGUAGUAUAUCUAUUAGAUAUUGGAAACAUGAAUAUAUGAAUAAUAUUAUCUUGAAUUUGAGAGAAAUGCACUGUGUAAGUAGAAAUUGAUUUGACAAGAGUAACUUGUAAGUCAGAUGGAUAAGAUAUGGUUUGGACUAACCUCGUCAUGGGAUAGCCUCUAUGAGCUUAUGCAUAGGAUAGUCUCCACAGGCUUAAACGUGGGAUAGCAUUCAUAAGCUUACGCAUGGGAUAACCUCCACGAACUUAUGCAUGGGAUAGCGUAUACGAGCUUACGCAUGGUAUUUUGUCAGUCUUGGGCAGGGUCGUGAUCUUGGUUAGUCCAAAAUUGAAAAAAUAUUGUUAUGAAAUCUCAAAAUCAAGUUAAUGAUAAACGGAUGAUAUGACAUAAGAAAUUAUUGUUAAACAACUAGUUAAUUAAGAUAUGUAUGUAUGUAUGUAUGUAUAUGCUUCUUUGAUAAGAUGAUAAUGAGAGGGCUUAUGUGCAUGUUAAUUCUACGAGUUUUUCGAGUAUUGAUAUAGCAUUUAUUUUAUUUGGUAUUCUUCAUUUAAUUAUUUUUCUAUUACUUAUGGUAUGGCAGUUUGGGAUUCUUACUGGGCUGAAAAAGCUUAGAUCCUUUCUUACAUUUUUUUCAGAGUUGCAGGUUGCAUAGUACUUGGCUAUGGUUGAGAUCACAGGUGGAAGGGAUGAAUAGAUAGAGCAUCCUUGUUUCUGGUUGGAUGAAUGAAUCUGCUAAUUUUGUACAAGUUUUUUUACUUGUUAUGAAACGAGAUCAUUUUUUUGUUCAUGGAUAUUGAGGUUGUAAUAAGUUUUUCAGGCCUAGCAUAUUCUCUAGGGUCCUAUCCUAGGGACUGUGCGGUCAUGUCACGAAGCUGGCUAGGGUGUGUGGUUUGGGGCGUGACAAAAAUGGUAUCAGAGUAUAGGUUUAAGAUCACUAGGGAUUGUUAUAAAAAUAUAUUGAAGCUUAAGGUUAUGAUCACUAGGGACAUGACAAAAGUUGCAAAAACAAAUUCAGUGCUUUGGUGUAAGAUCAUUAGGCAUUGUGAUAAAAUAUGUGCAUUGGGUUUGGUAUAUGAUGAGUACAGAAGGACUGGAUGAUUUGUCUCUGAUCAUGAUAAGAGAGGUUUGACCUAAGAUCAGUGUAAGAAGGUUAACCAUGGCAUACCAGUUAUACCGUAUCAUGUUCAUAUGUUGUUUAAAUGACUUAGAAGUUCAAACUUGAUAUGGGUUUAGAUGUGAUAGUACUUUUAGUUUGCUGCCAAUUAUUAGAGUAAAAUUUGUACAUAGAUUUUUCAUAGUGAUGGAGUACGCUAAGAAAGGUUUGGAGGUUAAUAAAGUUAAUUCUACUUGUGGUGAUAUUGGCUCAAAGACUUCUAACCCAUUGAAAAUGGAGUAAAUCUCUUUGGAAGAAAGAUCGAUCUAGAUUGUCUAAUCAAAUUGCUAAAGAAAUUCAGGAUUAACCCACUUUAAAUUAAAUCUAAAUGUUUUGGGUUCUAAAAAGGUUGUGAAGAUCAUGCGGUGAUCUUAAACUUAAAUAAUGGCUUGAGGGUGGGUUAUAGUAGGUAUACUCUAUAUAAAUUGAGGACAAGGAGAUUUAGAGAUCCACGCACAUAGUGGGGGUGUGAUGGUCGAGGGGCAUCCGUCGGCGUGGCCGCAUCAGGUGCGGCAGCAUGCUAUCUAUGGUGCUAUCUAGGCGAGUGCUUUGGGUGCUUGCCUUCGCAUGUGCGCCAAUGCCGGAACGAUGCUUUGAGCAUGGAUGCUAGGCAUGGUUGGCUCGUCACCAUGUUGGAGGACCCAUGCUAUGUGCAUGCACUGCUCCACUACCGGUGGCAAGCAUGGCCAGUGCAGAUUCAUGCGGGCAAGCCACAGUGGGGCAGGGCUAGUCGUGGCCCACACAGCAGUUGGUGUGAGAUCCUCACUCAUGGCACUAAUGGUUGGCAGGGGCGGCCCAAUACAUCUGAGGGCCUAAGGCGAAUUCAGUAAAUAGGGCCUCUUUUUUUAAAAUAAUAAAUUUUUUUAAUAAAUAUAAAAUACUUAAAAAAAUGUUAUGGAAAUAGAUUGCUGUCAAGUACACUAUUUCAACAAAGAUGCAUGAAUCUAAUAAAGGUAGACAAAAAGCCUCUUCAAUUGGACAGGAAUGCCGGUCUGUUUGAGGGGAGGAGGAUGUCACCGAGGAUGGUGGUGGAUAGAGCAGUGACACAUGCGAAGGAGGUUUUGAUGGCUGCCGAUGUGUUUUCUUCUGGGACGGCUAGGGACACCUGGGGUACUCGUCACGCUGUUUUAGCGCCCCGAUUUGCCCUUAUUUCUUGGGUACCCUCACCCCUUGGCUAUAUCAAAGUUAACUUCGACGGCAGUAGGUUAGUGGAUGGUGUGACUGGAGGGGUUGGUUUUGUGAUCAGGGACCAUUUUGGUAGGAUGAUAGCUGCAGGAGGUCGCCGUACGUCGGGACUUACGAUAGUGGGGGCUGAGCUGAGGGCAGCCUGGGAGGGUAUAUCCUAUGCGAGGUUGGUACUUGGUGCCGAGCGGGUGUACCUCGAGGGAGAUUCCUCCAUGGUGAUUGAUUGGGUCCGAGGGGCGGAUAGGUUUGGUGAUGGUCAUCCCCUUAUCCGGGAGAUUCGCAGGAUGGCUCAGAUGUUGGGCGGCUUUCGGGCAGCACACGCGUUUAGGGAGGCAAACAGUGCAGCAGACUGGGUCACCUCCUAUGUCGCCCGACAUUCCGGGGAUGUUAUUUGGACGUCUGCUUUAGAUGUUCCCUAUCCUUUGUAUUUUUUACUUUCCCGUGAUUUGGCAGGAUGUACUUACGUUCGAGUUAUAUGAUAUGAGUAGCCGUUUUCACCAAAAAAAAAAAAA
Phoenix dactylifera (date palm) is the source of this 14476-nucleotide messenger RNA. The record is from RefSeq and is a predicted model, not a curated record. NCBI's taxonomy places the organism in Eukaryota, Viridiplantae, Streptophyta, Magnoliopsida, Arecales, Arecaceae.